CGCGCCGCCCUCGCCCCGCCCCUGCGCCCCCGCCCCCAGGUGGCCGCGCCGCGGGGCCGGGGACAGAGGCGGACGCUGCCGCGGGCCGCGCCGGAAGCCGAGCCCGGCUGCGUCCGGGGAUGGCGCGCCAGGUGCCCAUCGCCUUCGGGGACCUGGCCGUGCGCUUCUCCCCCGACGAGUGGCGGCUCCUGGGCGAGGGCCAGCGGGAGCUGUACCGGGACGUGAUGCGUGAGAACUACGAGACGCUGGUCUCUCUGGGGACGUCCGAGCGGCUCCCUCUCUCUGCCUUCCUGUCCCCCACGGAGCCCAGAGGAGUCCAGGGCGCCCGCACCCGCCUGGACAAUGGGCAGGUACCGCCCGGAGGCGCCGCCCGGCACAGCCUGCCCCUCAGCGCCCUGGUGCAGCUGGUGAGGGAGAUCCCGGAGUUCCUGUUCGGAGGCGCAAGCCCCGAGGGCGGGGAACAGGCCAGCCCCGAGGCGGCCGAGAUGGCCGAGGGGACCGUGAGGACUGCGGGGACGGGCCUCCCGCCCGGCUGCCUCCCGGACGCCUUCGAGGGUCGCCCCAGCCUGACCGCCACGCCCAGCGGCAGCUCCUCAUCCAGCGACCUGCCUGGAGCUGGGGGCCAGGGGAGCCCCCGCCCCCUCAAGACCGGGGAUGCGGCAUGUCCACGCGACAGGGACGGUGCAGAGGUGCCGCCCAGGGAGCCUAGCCCGGGCCGGGGACCCCUCAAACUGGAGGCCUGGAGCCCGGGGCCAGGGCCUGUCCCCUCAGCGGGCAGCAGCCCCCUGCAGGGGCUCAUGAACUGCCUGAAGGAGAUCCUGGUGCCCCUGCCGCCCACGGCCACCCGCAGCGCACGGCCCCUCGGCCCCACGUACUCCAGCAGGACGGAGCCAGGGUCUGGGAGCCCCCCUGGGGGAGUUCCAGGGCGCCCGCAGGCCGGCGUGGCCAGCCCAAGCCCAGAGAAGCCAGUGGCCUGUGCCCGCCAAGCUGAGCCCAGGACCCCGCCGGCCCCCACACUGCCCCCUGUAGUGGGCCGCAAGGACCCGGGACCACCGGCCCGUGAUGGUGGCGUCUUCCCUUUGCCUGUUGUGAAGACCGAGGCUGCACCCGUGGACUGUCCCCUGCGGGGGCUGCUGAACUGUUUGCGGGAGCUCCCUGAGGCCCAGGGCAGGCGCCCGCUGCCGUCGGAAGAACCCGGGGCCUGGAGGAGGAACGCUGGAGUUCUGAAAGGGGGCACGGGCCAUGGGGGGCUUCCCGCAGGCCUGGGCCCCCCCGCGCCCCCCGCCGGAGCUGGGCUGUCCGUGGUGAAGGUGGAGGGCGGCUGGACCGCGAGCCCGCCCGUGCCUGCGUCCUGUCGGCUCAGCAGACAGAGCCCCUCGGCCGCCAGCAGCCCAGGGGGCCGUGUGGCCCCAGCCGGCAGUGCCUCGAGCUCGCCCCUGGACGCCCUGGAGGCCUGUCUGAAGGGCAUUCCCCUGAGUGGCUCGUUACCUCCCCAGCCGCCCGCCGCCUGGUUCCCGAGCCCCCCACCAGGAGCCCCCGGGUCUCCACGGCCCGAGCUGCUGCCCCGAGGAGCACGCGGGGAAGAGCUGACCGCCUCCCCGGCCCUGGGCCUGCAGACCCUUGCGCGGGACGGCCCCCUGGGCACCCCCACCAGCUUCUCCUCCUCCAGCAGCACCGACGGGGACCUGGAUUUCCAGAGCCCCGAGGGCAGCCAGGGUCGCCUGCCCGGGAAAGGAAGCCCGGUGGGUAGCUCCCCGCUCCAGGGCCUGGAGAACUGUCUCCGCGACAUCCCCGCGCCCAGGCUGCGGCCGGCCUGGUCCUGGUCCUCGGCGGCGGCGGACAGGGCACCCCGGAGAGCAGAGCCCAGGAACUGGGGCGCAGACAGGGAAGGAGCAAGAGGUGAGGCCGGCGAGGCAGCCCAUCUCGCCCAGCGAGCCCGGGACCCUCCCCCCAGGAGCCUGCGGCCGGCCAGCCCGCCAGCCCUGGUCCCCGCCUGCUGUCCACGCGGCGCCAAGGAGCCCGGGGUCCCGCGGGGGCUGCCGUGGAGGUGGCCGCCGGAAGGGGCGCCCAGCCGGCCGUCCCCACUCCGCUGCCUGGAGAACUCGCUGAAGGGGAUCCUGCCCGGGCGGCCGCUGCGCUUCGCCUGCCUGGCGGGGCCCAGCCCCAGCCCCAGCCCCGGCUCCAGCUCCAGCUUCAGCAGCUCCGAGGAGGAGCCGCGCCCCGAGCCUGCGCCCUGGCCGCCCCGCCUGCAGGGGGCGGCACCGCCGCCGCCCCGAGACCCGGGCGCGGGGCCGGCCCCCACCCAGCCCCGGGGGACCCCGGAGGACCCGGCGGGGCUGCCCAGCAGCCAGGGCCCAGGCCCGCCGUCACCCACCAGCCACAGCCCCACGGACGGCCCCGGGGGCGCAGGACCCGCCGAGCACAGUGCGCUCGGCACAGCCGCCCACCUGGAGACGCGACCGGAGCCCGGACCUGCGCACCAAGGAUCCACGGCCGCAGGACACACCACCACCAGCGGGAGGCCACCUCCUCCUCCGGGAAGCCCCCCGCCACCCUCGACCGGCGCCCGGCCGCCGUGCCCGUGCGCGGGCAGCCUGCAGCAGGAGCUCCGCGGCCUCAGCACCGCCCUCUCCGAGAAGCUGGAGCGACUGGCCGCCGCCCUGGCCGGCCUGUCCCAGGAGGUGGCCGCCGUGAGGACGCAGGUGGAGCGGCUAGGGCGGCAGCCACGGGCCCCGGCUCCCAAGACUCGCGCGGCGUGGCGCGCGCCACGCUGGCCAGCGGGCCCAGGACACCGGCCGCUGCCCUACUGGAGACACAGGGGCCCCGCCCGGCCCAAGCCCCGGCUGCUGCGGGGCCCGGCCGGAGACUCGCCGGGCCUGUCCGCCAGCGGCCGGUUCCGCCUGGGCCCCCAGCUGCCCGCGGCCACCGCCCCGGGAGAGCCGCCGGGCCCCAGCGCCAGCCCCUCCGCCCAGCCCCCGCCUCCAGCGUGCGCCAGCGGAACGCACCCCUCCCUCGGACACCCCGGCGGCCCCCGAAGCCCCCCGCCGCCUUCGGUGCCUGCUGCCCCCCAGGUGCCCACGCCCGUGCCCCGCACAGACGCAGACCCGCCGGGCCCCGGCGACCUGCUGGCCGGCGUCCAGAGGGCGCUGCAGGCCGAGCUGUGGGGUAGCGAGCCCCUGGCCCUGCGCUGGGGGUCGCCGGCCCACCGCCUCCACCUGCGCGGGGCCGCAGAGGACGCAGCCCCUCCACGGGGCCACCUGACUCCCGGCCCCGGCCGAACCUUCCCGGUGUCAGGGCCGUAAGGUCACCCCAGGACACUGCCAUCACCUCAGGGAGGCCCCGUGGUGGGGUCUUCUGGGCUCAGGUUCCUUGAAUGUCCCCGGCCCGGCUGCAUUGUCCAUUAAAGAAGCUGGUCGCUGAGGGAACAAAGCUCGUGUCUGCGGCUGUCA
This is a messenger RNA of Sorex fumeus (smoky shrew), 3449 nucleotides long. It is a transcript of the gene KRABD3, whose product is annotated as KRAB-A domain containing 1. The record is from RefSeq and is a predicted model, not a curated record. Lineage: Eukaryota; Metazoa; Chordata; Mammalia; Eulipotyphla; Soricidae. The transcript is spliced from 17 exons. Gene Ontology annotation, biological process: regulation of DNA-templated transcription. The coding region runs from base 120 to 3302 and encodes 1060 amino acids.